CUCGGCGGUCUAGAGAACGUUUUUGUCACUUAUUUAGACAUUGCGGCGCGCGCCAGCAAAAUUCGCCUCUGGAAUGUCACUCAUCCAUCCUCCACGGUUGUGAAUGGUCACAAUCUUCCUAUUUCCUUCCCACCACAACGUAAAUUUAUAUCUCUGGGCUCUGGCGGCCUGUUUCUGUUGAUUUUUGUUUUAUCCUCUCGCACUGUCUCACUGCUCUUUGCAGGGCCCUUUUUGCUGCUGUGCAUGAGCACAUAAGAAGCCUAAAAAGCAUCAAAAUUCUCUCACUUGUCCCUACUUACCAUUUUCCUUUCUACAAAUUAUAAUAUUCAUUAAUGUUUGUAAUUGAUUUACGCGUCGUUUCAAAAACCGUUUGAAGAGCAACUCUAUAUCAGAUGGCCUCGCUGCGCUUCUAGAUCUAUUUUUAAAAUUUAUUUUCGUGAGACAACUGUUGGUCAUCAUCGACUAGCUAGAUCACUGCUCUGUUUUUGGAUCAUUUUUGCGCUGGACUGUAUUUGAAAAAAUGCAAUCAGCCGAGAACUCUGAUCUGGAGAUACACUGCUGCCUAUGCAACAAGCGCUUUACCAGCACCUCCACUAUGCUGCACCACCUCAUGUUCCAGCACGCCUCUGAAGACAUCUGCUUGGCCCUGAUGGCCUUAUCUGCCCAAAGAUCUCACUCACCCUUUCUUCUGAACACUGCACAAUUCAAUGACUUCUUCCAACAAUACCCUCAACUCAAAUCGAUCGUUAAUUUUGAGUUUGACCUGCCAGGUGGGCAGUCUGCGUCCUUUAACCUUCCAAACAUGAGUCCGUUCUUGUCUAGCCACUACUUUUCCUGCAACCCUUCCUCUAUUCCCUGCAGUCCAGCCCUUGGAAUGAUAGCGGAUUGCAACUUCAAUCCUCUGCUGCAAACUCCACCUCAAUCGUACACCCAUUAUUCUUUGAACCUGACUCCGAUCAAAAGCGCGGCAUCUGAAGUAUUUCAAAGGGUCGUGCCAUCACCGGAGAAGAUGAGUUCCCCAAAAGCAAGAGCUCCUCGUUCUAGAAUUUCUUCGGUGAACUCAGUGCAAAAUCUGUCCCAGCAGUCAACGGACACCCUGAUCCUAGACGUCGUCAAUUUGUCUCAAGAGAUGGCCCAAGAGGCUGCCAAUGAGGAUAUGGACGAUGUUCGAAAGUUUAAGUGCGACCAAUGCAAGAAUUCGUACAAGUUGAAGGCCCACCUGACCAGACACAAGAAGAGUGUCCACUCAACGGAGCGCCCCUACAAGUGCCAGUUCUGCGCAAAGGCCUUCAAAGUCAAAGAGUUGCUAAACCAGCACCUGCGGUCACACAGGGAUCGGUUGCCCUUCGACUGCGGUUUUUGCUCCAAAAAGUUCUUCAUGGCGUCUGACCUCAAGGAACACACCAAAAAGGAGCACGAGUAUCACCCUUACAUGUGUGGCCACUGCGACUCCACGUUCCUCUUUUUUGGCAAGCUGGAGAAACACGCAAAACGGUUGCAUAAGUGUAAUGUGUCACAAUGUCAGAUGUGCACGGGGCUGAAGAAAAAAGGUCUCCGAAACACUAGAAAGUUUGCUUUUUCUGUUUUGAAUUUCAUUUGUGAUAUCUGCAAGAAAGGCAACGUUGACAAGAAUAGGUUGCGUAUUCAUCUCAAACGAGCACAUAAUAUUGGGUAAGAAGAUUCUGCGCACAUUUUGUGGGGGAUAAAAAUUUGAUUGGGUGAUGUUCAAUAAUAAUUAAAUAAAAGUGGUUAAUUUGUGUAAAGGAAAAUGAUUUGCUCCCUCCACUUUUUCCAUAUUGUAAAAAUAUUUUUUGUAUAUUAUGCUACUCAAUUUCUUUCUUUUUGAAAUUUCAAAUUAUUGUUCCAAAAAUAAAUAUGCACACCAAAUCAGCAGACA
Molecule: messenger RNA, 1897 nt
Organism: Neocloeon triangulifer
Lineage: Eukaryota; Metazoa; Arthropoda; Insecta; Ephemeroptera; Baetidae
Product: zinc finger protein 8-like
Exons: 3
Coding region: 521-1675 (384 amino acids)
Biological process (GO): regulation of transcription by RNA polymerase II
Molecular function (GO): RNA polymerase II cis-regulatory region sequence-specific DNA binding; DNA-binding transcription factor activity
Source: RefSeq, a predicted model, not a curated record